AUAUCUAUAUGGGCGCUAACACAACCUUACUUUUUUCUCUAAUUUUAGCUCUAACCCCACAUUUUCAGCAAAAGCUUUGGAUAUGUCUGCUUUAAAAAGAGUUCAGCAAUGGGCAACCUUUGCAAGGAUAUGGCACAUAUACGACGCUACUUGGCAAAACCCGUUUGACUCUGCACAACUUCUGAAGAAGUACCUAAUGGGGCUGUAUAAGCCUAUUUAUCACCCCAUGAAUGACUGUGGGGAUCAUGUAAUUUUGAUCAAUAGUGCUGACAUCGCCUUACCAGGCAACGAAUGGCAAAAGCGAGUAUAUUUCCAUCACACUGGAUAUCCAGGCGGAGCAUCAUGGACAUUAGCUUGGGAUCUGCAUACUAAGGAUCCCACAAUGAUAAUGCGAAAGGCAGUUUAUAACGGAAUGGACGGGAACCUACAACGAAGGUACACAAUGCAAAGGUUACACAUUUUCCCCGAUGCCAACGUUCCCAAUGAAUUACUGGGAAAUGUUUCGAAUCAAAUAAGACAGAUAAGACCGGUUCCUAAACGAUUGGAUCAUUAUUCUGAGGAAGAGGUCCAAACUGCGCCAAAGGUCAUCGACUAUCCUAAAGAUUAUGUUGUCAGAUAGAUUCCGAGCAUAAUGUUAGUUAUUUAAUAGAGUUUUUUUUGUUUUUAACAUGAUCACAAGUGUGUUGAAAUUGAAUGAAACAACCAUAAACAAUGUUCCGUUUAAUAAUGUUAUAGAAUGUAAAUAAACCUAAUGCUUGGACCAGAA
Dendroctonus ponderosae (mountain pine beetle) is the source of this 766-nucleotide messenger RNA. RefSeq names its product 39S ribosomal protein L13, mitochondrial (gene mRpL13). Gene Ontology annotation, cellular component: mitochondrial large ribosomal subunit; ribosome. Gene Ontology annotation, molecular function: structural constituent of ribosome; mRNA binding. Lineage: Eukaryota; Metazoa; Arthropoda; Insecta; Coleoptera; Curculionidae. Gene Ontology annotation, biological process: translation; negative regulation of translation. The transcript has 4 exons. The record is from RefSeq and is a predicted model, not a curated record. Bases 83 to 619 code for a protein of 178 amino acids.